CCAAGACUCACGCGCGCACACAGACAGAAUGACGGACGUGCCGGAGCCCGUGCGCAAGUGCGCCAAUCUGUUGAAGGGCACCCGCAGCGACACCGAAAAGUUUGCUGCCCUCUUCAUGGUCACGAAGCUGAUGAAGGGCAAGGACUGCAAUACGGCUGGCAAGCAGCUGCUGUUCGAGGCCAUCGGCUUCCCCUUCCUGCGCAAGCUGCUCGUGUCCAAGGAUCUGCCCAGCGACUGCCCGCCGCUGGUGUACAAGAGCGUCGCCCUGUCCAUACUGACGGGCUUCUGCCAGGAGGAGGAGCUGGCCACGCACAAGGACAUCAUCGACGCCAUACCCACGCUCCUCGAAAUCGUGGAGCAGGCCGAUGACGAGGACUACGAGGACAAUCUGAUUGUCGUCAGCGAGGCGUACAGCUGCCUCAAGAGCAUCGCCAGCUACGAGCCGGGCCAGCAGGCUCUCCUGGCCACGGGCGCCAUACCCAAGAUGUCGCAGAUUUACUCGGCGCAGAGCUUCCAGACCGACGAGGCGCUGCAUCUGAUCGUGCUGCUGGUGAAGCAGUUCGGCGUGGCCUCCUGGCCGGAGGAUCCCACGGCAUUCCAUGCACUCAUCCAGCGCAUCGCGCUCGACAUGGAGACGGACCACACCGAGCGCAAGUACGAGCUGUGCCGCAUAUUGGCUGACAUCCUGAUCACCUGCCGGCGCGAGAUCGUGCUGAACUCCCUGGAGGGCCAGAUCUGGCCGGAGAGCCUGUUUAAGGGCUGCGGCGACAUACUGAAGGCCAAGAUUGGGCCCAAGCAGAGAGAUCCGGCCCUGCACCUGAUAGCCACCACGCUGCAGGUGCUCGGCAUGCAGUGGGCCUUCAUGGACGACCAGAAGCAGUUCUUCCUGAUGCUGCUGCAGCUGGCGGCCAUUGAGGUGCGCAUGCAGAUGGACGAGAAGAAGCUGGAGACGACCUUCAAGCAGGCGGAGCUGCUCACCUGCUGCUUCACCAUACUGGAGCAGUGCAUCGAGUACAUGGCCAGCGAUCAGCUGGACCUGGAGCCCAAGGAGAAGCAGACCACCUACACGGCGCUGAAGGGCGCCUUCAACCAGGUGAUGGCCGUGCUGACGCGCGUCAGCCAGGACAAGAUCAAGGACAGCGCCAAUCCGCGCGACAAGGCCUUCAUCGUGGCCACGGUCCGCAUACUGUCCGCCUGGCUGGCGCAGGAGACGACCGCCAUGCGCCCGGCCAUCUACAAGCUGCUGCCCUUCAUGCUCAAGAUCGGCAACGAGAGCUUCCAUGAGCUGAAGGCCUGGCGCGCCGGACCCCGCGAGGGCAGCCCGCCCGUCGACAUUCUGCGCGUCAUGAUGCCCGCCUUGUGCCACUUCGCCGUCGAGGAUGAGGCGAGGCGCGUGCUGUUCACGCACAAGCAGGACGAGGUGCUGCUGGAGGCCCUCGAGCUGUACUUCAGCAUUGCCCACUGGAAGCGGCCGCCCAUACCGCGAGCGGAGCGACUGAAGCGCAUGAACGAGCCGGACCCGGUGCCCACGCCGGAGCAGCAGGCGCAGAUGAAGGAGGCGCGCAGCGCCAUUGUGUCCCUCUGCAACAUCCUGAUGAACUUCACGGUGCUGGAGCCGAAGCGGGCCGAGGAUGCGCCCACCUUUGCCAAUCUGCUCAAGUUCGUGGUGGAGAACCUGCCCGAGCUGAAGGACACGCCCGAUAAUCUGGUCAUCCAUGGCAACCUGGCCGUGCUGGGUCUGCUGCUGCUCAAGCAGCAGUCCAAGAAGGUGAAGCAGAACGAUUUCUCGAUAUGUCGCUACAUCCAGGCCACCAUACGCUUCCUCUGGGAUGCCUACAACAUCGACGAGAGCAACGACCCGACAGCGCUCGUCGUGUCCAUUGCCUACAAGGGCGUCUGGUCGGACGUCUCCGAGCUCUGGUUCCUCGGCAUGCAGACCAUGUGCGGCGUGCUGCCCCUGGUGCCCUGGAUCUCCGAGUUCGCGCUCGAGUCCGGCUGGGCCGAGGGCAUCGUGAAGACGCUAAAGAAGGUGAAGAUCGGCACGCUGCCCGCCAAUGUGAAGUCCGCCUACGAGGACUUCCUCUCCCAGCUGGUGGACGUCAAUGCCGACGUUGUGGCCGUCCUCAAGAAGGCCGACGCGCUGCGCGUGUGCCGCAACCACAGAAUGAUGGAUCUGGGCAAGAAACUCUUCGGCGAUUAGAUGCGAGGAUCUAUAGAGUUACUUUAGGAAACGUUUCCUUGACUAUUUUUGUAUGGGCUUUGUUUUUUUUUAUAUAUAUCUUUUAUUAUUCGGUGUAUUCUCUCAUUUUCUCAAUCUCUCUUUAUACGUGGGCAUUUGUGUGUGUGUGUGUGCGUGUGUUGAAACGUGACGUCACGCUUUCAUUUUGAU
This is a messenger RNA of Drosophila navojoa, 2389 nucleotides long. RefSeq names its product neurochondrin (gene Neurochondrin). NCBI's taxonomy places the organism in Eukaryota, Metazoa, Arthropoda, Insecta, Diptera, Drosophilidae. Gene Ontology annotation, cellular component: dendrite. Gene Ontology annotation, biological process: neuron projection development; regulation of neuronal synaptic plasticity. The record is from RefSeq and is a predicted model, not a curated record.